AUGUGUUACUGGUGUUUCCGAUGGGGACAAAUAGAGAAUGUGCAGUCCUGGGUGGCCUUCAGAACAGGAUUGAAUAGUGAUGUCCUGACCAAAGCUGUCCCUCUUCUGCUGACUGGAAGAAGCUGUCCCUCUUCUGCUGACUGGAAGAAGCUGUCCCUCUUCUGCUGUCUGGAAGAAGCUGUCCCUCUUCUGCUGUCUGGAAGAAGCUGUCCCUCUUCUGCUGUCUGGAAGAAGCUGUCCCUCUUCUGCUGUCUGGAAGAAGCUGUCCCUCUUCUGCUGUCUGGAAGAAGCUGUCCCUCUUCUGCUGUCUGGAAGAAGCUGUCCCUCUUCUGCUGUCUGGAAGAAGCUGUCCCUCUUCUGCUGUCUGGAAGAAGCUGUCCCUCUUCUGCUGUCUGGAAGAAGCUGUCCCUCUUCUGCUGUCUGGAAAACCGCAGGCCACAUUUUUGCUGUCUGGAAGAAGCUGUUCCCAUUUUUUGCUGUCUGGAAGAAGCUGUCCCUGUUGUGCUGUCUGGAAAACUGGCCACAUUUCUGCUGUCUGGAAGAAGCAGUCCUCCUUGCUGUCUGGAAGAAGCUGUCCCUCUUCUGCUGUCUGGAAGAAGCUCUCCCCUUUUUUUUCCAGUCUGGAAAACUGCAGCCCCUUUAGAGUUGUCAGGGCAAAGCAGGCCACAUUUUUGCUUUCUGGAAAGCCUUUCUCCCCCCUCUUCUACACCACAACCCCAGAAGAAAGAUUGCAUCCUUUGCAGACCCUGAUGUUCUAAAAUUCCUUGGGUUUACUGAAGAUGGACGACGGACCAAAAAAAACACUGCCCCCCAACAGUUUGAAGGACCAUGGUGGGGUAAGGGUUAUGUGAGCUAAGACGCUGUCUGGGAUGGAAGGUUUGAUUACAGAGAUUUGGGUGACGUUUUUAUGUAUUGUUGGCUACAGGUGGAAGAGCAAGCAGGGAGUCGAUGACCAUAUCAGUGGUGGCGUUGUGUGGGACUUCAAUGAUAGAUCUAAUGAGGUGGUUUUCAACAUGAACGGUGCUGACUCCAGUUUGUUUUAAUGGUGUACCAUAGGUGUAGUGGGUUAUGCAUUGGGACUUGUAAAAUGUUUUGCAUUUCGUGCAGAGAACUUUUGACGUAGAUAGUGGCAUGUCUGGGAUGUUGUGUUUUUGUGGGCAAAUGUGCAAAAUGUCUAUACUUGUGCCAACUAUGUCUGCAGUGAGGUUCUGGAAAGUGGUGUGAUCUACUAGAGAGGUUUCUUCAGUACAUUCAAUAGGGGUUAUUUCAGAGUCUUUGGUGGUGGAAAUGAAAGUGUCAUCUUGAAAAUGGCGAACAGAAACAUUUGAAAAUCUAUACCAGUCACCUAAAGUAGUGUUGACAUCGUCAUGUUCCCACACGGUCAAGUCAAUCGAUGCAGUUUGGUCUGCAACGGUGUAUGUGGCAUUGAGCAGAGAGGUUCUGUCCCGAACAAAGUUGUGCCCUUGACUCUUUUGUAGUACUACCUUUUGCCCUGACAUUAACCUGCAUUUAAUGGUGUUCAUUUCAGAUUCAUUCAAUAGGCAUGCAUUUGAACUUUGUGCUUACUUUCUGGUAUGAAGUGGUAAUUUUCAGUAUUUCAGUUACUGGCAGGUCUGUUUCUUUGGAUGAAAUGUGUGGAUUAUACGUAUAGUCAAGGUGGCUUAAGCAGGACAUGGUUGACUUAUGGGUGAAGAAAACAUGUGCCCCUUCAGAAAGUAGUGAUGGCUGUAAGUAAACAUCAUGCAGAUGGACUAGAGUUCUGUUUUAAGAAAA
Molecule: messenger RNA, 1773 nt
Organism: Carassius auratus (goldfish)
Lineage: Eukaryota; Metazoa; Chordata; Actinopteri; Cypriniformes; Cyprinidae
Exons: 7
Coding region: 1-750 (249 amino acids)
Source: RefSeq, a predicted model, not a curated record